Molecule: messenger RNA, 1753 nt
Organism: Pleuronectes platessa (European plaice)
Lineage: Eukaryota; Metazoa; Chordata; Actinopteri; Pleuronectiformes; Pleuronectidae
Gene: amh
Product: anti-Mullerian hormone
Exons: 5
Coding region: 18-1241 (407 amino acids)
Biological process (GO): gonad development
Molecular function (GO): growth factor activity
Source: RefSeq, a predicted model, not a curated record
UAAGUCUCAGGUCAUGCAUGUUUUCUCCAUCAGUGCUCGUGACUGAGGAAGAGGACAGAGGAGCCCUGGAGUUGACCUUUGACCUCCCUCAGUCUCCUCUGCUCAGGCUGAGCCACGUGCUGCUCCUGGUGUUUCAAAGUCCACCUAAAGGUGAAGACCUGGAAGUGACCUUCUCUAGUCCGUCUUUGCAGCCUCACACGCAGUCUGUGUGCAUUUCAGCAGAAACCGAGUACACACUGUUGACAGGAAACGCAUCAGACGCCAGCUCUGGUCAGAAAUGGAGGAUUUCUGUUGAGGCCAAAUCCCCUGAUCUGAAGCAGAACCUUAAAAACAUCCUCAUUGGUGAGAAAUCAGGAAGCAGUACCAACAUAACUCCACUUCUGCUUUUCUCUGGGGGAACUGAGACAAGUCGUGUUUCAGGAUCGACCCCGUCCUCGUCACAGACCUUCUCCUUCCUGUGUGAGCUGAGGCGCUUCCUGUGUGAGGUCCUGCCUCAGAACCGCCCUGAGUCCCCUCAGCUCCAGCUGGGCUCGCUCCAGUCCCUGCACUACCUGUCGCUGGGCUUGUCCUCCAGCGAGACCCUGCUGGCGGGGCUGAUCAACUCCUCGUCCACCACCGUCUUCUCCUUCUCUCGAUGGGGCUCCAUGCUUCAGGUGCAUCACGGACAGUUGGCUCUGUCUCCUUCUCUGUUGGAGGAGCUCAGGCAGAGGGUGGAGCAGAUUGGGAUGCAGAUAACGGAGGUGAUAGGGGGACAGGAGGUGGGUAGCAGGGCCAAAGAGAGGCUGGGGAGGCUCAAAGAACUCAGUGCUUUACCAAAGACAGAACCAGGAGCAGGAGAGAACCAGUACCGCGCCUUUCUUCUCCUGAAGGCCCUGCAGACGGUGGCCCGUUCCCACGAGCUGCAGGUAGGACAGCGGACCCCCAGAGCCGGCUCCACUAACCCGGCGAGGGGCAACGUCUGCAGCCUGAGGAGUCUCACCGUCUCCCUCGAGAAGCAUCUCAUGGGGCCCAACACGGCCGUCAUCAACAACUGCAGAGGCUCGUGCGCGUUCCCCAUGUUGAACACCAACAACCACGCCGUGCUGCUCAACUCCCACAUCGAGAGCGGGAACGUGGAGGAGCGCGCCCCGUGCUGCGUGCCCGUGGCCUACGAGGCCCUGGAGGUGGUGGACCUGAAUGAACACGGCACUUAUCUCUCCAUUAAACCAGAUGUUGUGGCGAGGGAGUGUGGAUGCCGCUGAAGCCGUGUUCAAGACACCGGAGAGAUUUCACUUGUUUCAUCGUCACUGUAGCCUGUUAGAUGGAGCAAGUGUUUUGUCAUGCGCACUAUUAAUAAUAAUAAUAAUAAUAAUAAUAUUAAUAGACACAUAUUUAUUCAGUGAGGUCUUCUUCGUACGUUGGAGUAAAUGCACACAACAAAAUGUUCCCCUCAUUCACAAAUGUAUUGAAAACAAAAAUAUACAUUUUAAAAGAUAUUUGAUGUUAUAAUUCAUGUAUCAGUAUUAUCAUCACUGUUUGUUCAUCCAUCUGAGAAGUUCUCUGCAUAAUAAGAAGACAUUUUAUCUAAUUAAAAUGGAUAUUGAGUCUUUUAAUGAAUAUUGCCAUCAUCUUUGAAAAUAUGUAGUAUUAUUCAAAAAGGGUGUAGAAAUACUGAUUUAAUAUGAUAAAUAUUUCUGAAUAAAAUCUUUUAUUGUCUAACAUACAACGAUAUUUAAAUGUAACAGUUUUUUAUUAUUAAAUUCAAAGUAUAAGA